AUGGCCGAUUCGGAUCAAUCUAUGCUUCUGGCAAUAGAGAAUGGAUAUUAUAGACAGGCUCAACAGCUCCUUCAAAAGAAAUUGAAGAAAUACCCCACCAAAAGUUAUUACCAUGCCUUGAACAAUUUGAUUCAAUUUAAGCAAGGGAAGGAACAAGAAGCUAUACAAGAGUCAUUGAAAUUGAAGGCUAAAAUCCCUAGUGACCCUAAAACACUCGAGAUUUUAACUGAAAUUUUCAGCAGCGCUGGUCUUCCAAACGAAGCCACUCAAGUGUACGAAAAUGCAGUGAAAAAAUAUCCAACUUAUGAUUUGAUUAAUAGUUGGUUUGAGAUCUCACUUAAAAGAUAUGAUAUUCGUUCAGUUCAAAAGGCAUCUAUGUCUCUCCAAAGAACAAGACCAAGUCGUACUCAUAGUUUGUGGGCAUCUUUUGGGUAUCUUUUAGUUUGUGAAUUGCCUGAUAGUAGCGAUACUGAAAAAUCAUUGUACCCAAAAAUUGCCUUGAAGCUUGUGGAAGCCUUGAAGCCAUUAAAGACAGAACAAGAAGUCUAUCUUUAUAGCAGAUUGCUUAUAAAAUCCGAACAAUAUAGUGAAGCUAUUGAAGCCAUUGAAUUGUUUUCUAAGGGUAAGAAAUUUGAUUUGGAACUUCAAAUUCUUUUGUUAUCGUCAUUGAAUAAGUUAGAAUCUUGGGAUAAAUUAUCUAUUUACAGUUCACAAAUCUUAUUCAAAGAUCAACUAGAUGAUUUUGAUACCUGGAAAUAUCUCAUUAAGUCACAAGUUAAACUUGGUGUUUCCGAAGAGGAUAUUUUAAAGCAAUUGACAACUAUUAAUUCAAGAAAUUCUACAUUGGCCCAUGUAUCAUAUGCUGAAGAAAUUCAACUGAAUGAAAAGUUUGGAAAGUAUAUGGCAUCAUAUUAUGAUUCUUUCAAGCAUAAGUUGUGUUGCUUUAACGAUUUGAAAUAUUUCUGUUCUUUACCAUCUUUCAACAAGACUGAAUUCUUGAACCAUCUCGAUAAAACAACUCAAGAAAUCUUGGAAAACUCACAAUUCACUGAAACAGAAUUAAAUAUUUUGGUCAAUAAUCAAAAAUUUAAAUCAUUGUUAUCACCUGGGAAAGAUUUUAUUAAUGAAAAUUUCCAAUAUUAUCAAAAGUUCAAAAGUAUUCUUACUAAGAAGGUAGACACUGAUUAUUUUGCAGGAAAUGAAUUUAUUUUGAUGAAUGUUGAAAAAAUCUUGAAUGGAGAAUUAAAUGAAGAUUCAAAUUUAGUUGAAAAUGCUUACAAGUGUUUAAUAAUUUUGGAGGCUUCUGCUGUCAAGGACAAACAUGAAUUCAGAUUAAAGUUAUGGAUUAUGAAAUUAUAUUCAUUUUUGAACUGUCAUUCUCAAACAUUGAUUAAUUUCAAGAGUUUAAAAAUUAAAAUGAUCCAGAACGAUACUCUUGGCUAUUAUUUGGGUACUCGAUUAGCUACAUUAUUACCCGGGCAAGACGCUAUUCAACAUAUGACUGAUGUUCAGAAAUUCUAUCUCACUGCUCAUGAAGAAAUCAUGCAAAGUUUACAACGUGGUUUCGAUAAUAUUGCCCUAAACAAAUUAAGAGGAAUUAUUGAUUUUGGUAGAAGAAUUGAUAAAUCAUUAUAUAAAAUGUUGAACUUGUUAGAAUUGUUGAAAGCUGCGAAAUUAUAUGGUAAUAAUCAAUUAAUUUCAUAUACAUUAGAAGUUCUAAAGCAAGAAAAUCUUGUUGAUCUAAAUGAGGAUUUGUUUGAUAAUCGUGACUUUACAAGUCAAUGGAAAUUUGGCUCAAAUGAAUUUAAUGAUUCAAUAUCAAAUAACUUACAAAUUGGCCCAAUUCAAAAGACUGAAUAUGUGAAAAUGAAUGUUUUACGUGAAAUAAUUCUUAGUGAAACAAACGAUAUCAGAGUUAAGGUCUUAGUUUCGAAAUUGAAUAAGGUUAUUUCUGGAAAGGGUAACACUCAAUUAACCAACUCAGAAAGCUGGAUAUUUAAAUUAUAUUUAGCAGUUUUCAAAGUUUUCCUGGUUAAUCCAGAUAAUGAUGCUGAUUUCAAUUUCUUGAUUAAGAAUUUUAACCUUAAUAUUAUUAAGAAUAAGUUUUUCAAUAACUCUUCAUAUUUAACAUGGGAGGUUAACCAUAAAAUCAUUUCAAUUCUGGAACUUAUAAGAAAUGUGAUUGCAUACACAAAUCUGCACCAUUUACCUAAAAAGUAUUCACCAAAGGUUGCUGAUUUCAAGAAAGCUCUUCGUGCGUUAGCAGAUGAUUUGGUUGAAUUUAAACAAGAAAUUGGUAUCGCUGAGAGGAAAGAAUUUGACAAGGUGGAAGAAUCAAUUAAAAAGUUUUUCGCUACCAAUAAGGAUGUUGGUGUGGAAAUUGGGUCAAAUAUGGUCCAACAAACCCUUGACAAAAUUAAGGUAUCCUUGAAAGAAUCUUCAUUGAUUAGGGCAAGACCUUAG
[Candida] anglica is the source of this 2463-nucleotide messenger RNA. Lineage: Eukaryota; Fungi; Ascomycota; Pichiomycetes; Serinales; Debaryomycetaceae. The record is from the annotation of a GenBank genome assembly.